AUGGCUCCCAUUGGGCUGAAGUCAUGUCCAUGUCGGAGCGCAUUAGACACCGUGCAAUGCAGGUAUGAGACGAGGUUCAAAGUCCGGAACUACAGGACGGGCCGGUUUUCAACAUUGUCUUUGCUGACGCCGCAUGUCAAGCAAUUGUUAGAUCUGUUUGAGAAAUAUAAAGAUAUAGAUGGGUAUCCUCCCUUGUGGGGAGACGAGAUCGAGUACCAACUCGUGGCAUUUAACGACUCAAGUCAGCGGGCAAAUCUGCUUCUCAAACAGGAGGAAGUGCUCAACAAGGUGGAGAGGUUGAACACGGAUGUUAAGGAUGCCACUCAAGCUGCAACGACUCCAAGUAAGAAUCACAUGACCGUGCCGGAAUUCCAACCAGAAUUUGGCAGUUUCAUGGUUGAGGCUACGCCGGGAGAGCCUUACGACAGCAGCAGUAUCAAGAGCUUGUUGAGUGUAGAAGCAGACAUGCGAAAGCGGAGGCGAAUGAUACAGACAUGUCUUAGUCCAGACGAGGCGGUCGUCACCAUGCCCGGUUUUCCACGCCUCGGUGCCCCAGGUCUGUACACUGAACCUGCACUACCGACUCACGGACUCUUGCUCCGAUCGCAGUUCCUUCCAGAUGGGUUGAUCAGCACGCAUGAACGAUAUGGUACAAUUCAUGAUAACAUGAACGAACGCCGUGCAGGGCGUCCGGCAAAGGUCAAGAUUCCAAUAUACAGAGACAAGAACACGCCGUGGCCUUGGAAGGAGUCGCUUCAGUUUCCACACCGGAAUGAUGCUCAGGAGGACGAUGCAAAACAGCAUCAUGACAAUGGUGCAGAGAACUUUAUAUAUGGCGAUAGCAUGGCGUUUGGACCGAGCUUCUGCGGGCUGCAGGUCACGGUUCAAGCGAAAAACCUUCGAGAGGCACGCUACCUGCAUGAUCAGUUAUGUCCGCUUGGUCCCAUCAUGAUGGCCUUAUCGGCGGCAUCACCAUUUUUCCGGGGAUUUCUCACUGAUACCGACGUUCGAUGGAAUCAGGCGGCUUCAGCGGUGGACGAUAGGACUACAAAUGAGCUUCGUUCAAAUACUAUCAAACCAUUUGGCUCGCAUGCACGGUGGUCAUCCACAGCAAUGUACAUAUCCGACGACCCACGACUUCGAACGGUCUACAAUCCCUCAGAAGUUAAAGCUGAUUCGGCAAUCAAGCGACAUCUCGAGCAGCGAGGCAGCAUGGAUGCCCUCCUCGCUUCGCAUUAUGCCAACAUUCUUACCCGCGAUCCUAUCGCCCUGACAAAGAAUGAACUCAGAACAUACGAGAGUCUCGACCUCUUUGAGAUCCUCCAUUCUGCAGUCUGGCCACACGUCGAUUUUAAACUGCCUACCAAAAACGGUGCAGCAGGCUGGCGGGUCGAGUUUCGUCCCCUGGAAGUCCAAUUGACCGAUUUCGAAAACGCGGCUUUUGCGCUGUUCGUUGUCUCGCUCGCUCGCGCUAUUUUGCAUUAUGACCUCAACCUCUACGUUCCAAUCGAAAAAGUCGCAGAGAACAUGGAGAGAGCACACACGCGCAACGCAGUCCGCGAGCAGAGGUUCUUUUUCCGUGUGAAGGUGGAGCGGACGGCAUCAGACGAAGACCCAGAGGAAGAAUAUACCCUGAUGACUAUCGCUGAGAUCAUGAACGGAUCUCCCAACUUACAAGACUCAAAUGGCCAAUCGUUUCCCGGUCUCCUCCCACUCGUGCAGUCCUACAUUCUCGAGGUCUUUGGGAGCGUCCCCGAGGACGCGAGGCAGCGGAUAGACAAGUACCUAGACAUCAUCCGGAAAAGGGCAACGGGAGAAGUGCUCACACCAGCGAGCUGGAUGCGGCAAUUUGUACAAAGGCACCGAGACUAUCGCAAGGAUAGCUUCGUUUCUGAGCGUGUCUGCUAUGAUUUGAUGAAAGUCGUCAAGGCGCUGGGAGAAGGUCGUAUUGAUCCUGUAGAGUUGUUCUCUGUGGGCCCGAGGGCCGAGGACAAAUAG
Fonsecaea multimorphosa CBS 102226 is the source of this 1998-nucleotide messenger RNA. RefSeq lists its product as uncharacterized. Gene Ontology annotation, cellular component: glutamate-cysteine ligase complex. Lineage: Eukaryota; Fungi; Ascomycota; Eurotiomycetes; Chaetothyriales; Herpotrichiellaceae. Gene Ontology annotation, biological process: glutathione biosynthetic process. The record is from RefSeq and is a predicted model, not a curated record. Gene Ontology annotation, molecular function: glutamate-cysteine ligase activity. Bases 1 to 1998 code for a protein of 665 amino acids. The transcript has 5 exons.